CCAUUUCUGGAUGUGAUUGCGGGUGUUUGUUUCAUCCGGACACUUUUCACGGUGACGCAGAGCCGGAAUGGCGGCGCCCGUGUUCACAAUGCUGCGAAAGGUGUCUCGUUCACAUGCUGCUGUGAGACUCUUGUGCUCGCGUGCAGUGACUGCAGAAACUGCAGCUCAUCAGGACACAAUCAGAGCGGCGACGUUUCCUCCACUGCAGAGUUACUCUGAGGAAGAGACUAUGAUGAGAGACGCAGUGAAGAAAUUCGCUCAGGAACGCAUCGCUCCGUUUGUGUCAAAGAUGGAUGAGAACUCUGCGAUGGACGCAGAAGUGAUCCGGUCUCUGUUUGAGCAGGGAUUGAUGGGGAUCGAGAUCGGAGCAGAAUACGGAGGAACCGGUUCCACGUUCUUCUCUUCCAUCCUGGUGAUCGAGGAGCUGGCGAAGGUGGACCCGUCUGUGUCCGUUCUGUGUGACAUUCAGAACACCCUGAUAAACACCCUACUGAUCAAGCUGGGCACAGACGAGCAGAAAGAGCGAUACCUCACCCGCCUCGCCAGCGAUAUGAUCGGCAGUUUCUGUUUGUCAGAGGCGGAGUCGGGCAGCGAUGCAUUCUCUCUGAAGACCAAAGCAGAGAAACAGAAAGAUUAUUACAUCAUCAACGGCUCCAAGAUGUGGAUCAGUAACGCAGAACACGCUGGAGUGUUUCUGGUCAUGGCAAACGCAGAUCCCGCUGCUGGUUACAGGGGCAUCAGCUGCUUCCUCGUGGACAGAGACACUGAUGGGCUUCAUAUCGGGAAGAAGGAAAAUAAACUGGGUCUGCGAGCGUCAUCCACAUGCCCUCUGACCUUUGACAACGUGAAGGUCCAUGAGAAGAACAUUCUGGGGAAAAUCGGUCACGGUUAUAAAUACGCCAUCGGAAUGCUGAAUGAGGGCCGGAUCGGUAUCGCUGCACAGAUGCUCGGUUUGGCUCAAGGCUGUUUCGAUCACACAGUUCCGUACACCAGACAGAGGAUUCAGUUCGGCAAACGAAUCUUUGACUUCCAGGGAAUGCAGCAUCAGAUCGCUCAUGUGGCCACUCAGCUGGAAGCCGCCAGACUGUUGACCUAUAACGCGGCUCGUUUGAAGGAGGCGGGACGUCCGUUCAUCAAAGAGGCCUGUAUGGCCAAAUAUUUCGCCGCUGAGGUUGCGUCUCUGACCACGUCAAAAUGCAUCGAGUGGAUGGGCGGCGUGGGCUUCACUAAAGACUAUCCCAUCGAGAAAUAUUACCGAGACUGUAAAAUAGGAACGAUUUAUGAGGGAACGACAAACAUUCAGCUGAGCACCAUGGCAAAGUUUAUUGAUCAAGAAUAUGAUGGAUAAAUCCAACAUGAAGCAUCUGUGUGUGAAAUACAGUCGACAAGUUCAUAAAACUACAAUAAUAUAUAAGCUAUACGAUAGAUUUGAUGUAUUUACAUGUUUUCUGAACACAAGAUGAAUCUAAACACUCCUCUAAAUGUUACUAAAAACUGUUCAAUGAGUUUGAUCGAGAUUCAGAAGUCUCUGCUAAAUCUCGAGUUCAUCAUUCCUGUAGUUAUUUGUCUUUUAGGAAUCAUAAAUGUUUCAGUAGCACUGGCAUGACAUAACACAAGUUUAUUUCAAAGUUUGAACUCCUCAUUAAUGAAUUUCCACUGUAGCAGAACGACACACGACUCAUGAUGAAAGAUGAUUUCGUGUUUUACUCUUUACAACAGGUCAAACUUAUGUAGAAGCCCAUAAUGACAUGAAAUAAUCAUUAGAUUUAUUUAUAAUCACAUUAACAUGUUAUUGGUUGAGCUAGUGCCUUAUUGAUAAUGGAGUGAAUAAGAACACGUGUUGAAACUGAUGGACUGUUUAUCUCAGUCGUGUAUUUCAUGUUUGUGUUAUUAAACAGAUGUAUGAGCAAACA
Messenger RNA from Myxocyprinus asiaticus (Chinese sucker), 1913 nucleotides. Its product is annotated as short/branched chain specific acyl-CoA dehydrogenase, mitochondrial-like. Gene Ontology annotation, cellular component: mitochondrion. Lineage: Eukaryota; Metazoa; Chordata; Actinopteri; Cypriniformes; Catostomidae. The record is from RefSeq and is a predicted model, not a curated record. Bases 68 to 1348 code for a protein of 426 amino acids. Gene Ontology annotation, molecular function: flavin adenine dinucleotide binding; acyl-CoA dehydrogenase activity. The transcript is spliced from 11 exons.